AUGGAGGGGGAUGCACCCGGGCGCAAGAGAAAGAGACAGCAGGACAGGAAUGUCCGGCAAGACAGGGCCCGAGUGCGACGCGGGCGCGAGGGUCCCUCCUCUUUGUCUGGAAGCAGGUUGAAUGUUGGACAAACGGAUCGCGGCGAGGCGGACACGGCGAGGGAGCACGAAGAGACCGUACUUUCCACCGAGUCGCUGGCACAGUCAAAGACGACAGAGGCUCGACAAAGCACAAGCGGAAACCCGCGAUGGUCGAACGUGGCUCCCGUCUUUGCAAUCGACUCGGCGGAGGGAAAGGCCCAGAGGUACGCCGAAUUGCUCAGGAGGGAGUCGAUUGACUUCUUCCAGCACCUUCAUCAUACGACAGACCAGCUAUUUGAUGGGGCAUUGCAGGAAGUUGGCUCAGACGUCGACGAGGACAAGGACCAGCCGGAUGAUGUGCAGAUAGAGGAGGAUGAAGAGGAGGAUGCUGCGACGGCAGAGGAAGACGAGGUGGAACAAAGCGACGAGGAAGAGGCGACUCACAAGGAGGCUCCCUCGGAAACCUCAAAGGAGUCAUGGGAGGCGCAAUGGUCGCAAAGCGAGAUCCAACACUUCUUUCGCGGUCUGGUCAGAUAUUCGCGCUGGAGGGCCGACGUCAUCGCGACCGAUUUCCUCCACGGCACCAAGUCAGAAGCACAAGUCCAGCAGCUUCUUCAGCUCUUGCGACGUCAGGCCGCGAGAAGAAUGGGGGCAAAACAUAGGCCACAUGCUGAUGGGCGUCAUAUGAUGAGAGCUAUGGGAACAGGAGGAUUAAACGAGGCCGCUCGCAAGCGGCAAAGAGCAGUACCUGCUGCUGCUGCCGUCGAGAUGAGCGACGAGUGGAUUGCAUUCGAGGAAGCACAAGCACAGACGUUGGCCCUCUGGCAAGAUGAGCCCCGGCAGGGAGCAGAGGAGGAGGAGAUCGUCUCAUGGGAUCGCCAGGUGCUGAAUGCGGCUCUCUUUCUUCGGUGUCACUAUGUCGUCGGUGACGUCUCCGAUCAAGGAGGCGAGCAUGGCUGUAUACUGAAGCUUCAGCAAGGCUCAGCCACGGCAAUGUACUGCUCCUUGUCGGAACUCAUUGGUAGAUUGAAGCGCGUCCAGGGAUUGUCUCAUCGAGGACCAUCGUACAGGCGCUUCUCGGAAGAGUACGCCGUCCCAGCGAUCUCAAGGAAGCGUUCCAACGAGUCGGUGGCCCUCAGGGUUAUUCACCAUGCCGUCGAGCUGGGGCUAUUGGCCUGGGUUCGCAUUCAAGGCGAUAGCACAAUACCGACGGCGAUAAUCACACAAGUCGACGACGGUCGAGGAGGCUUGGUGAGCACGAGGUGGGAGAAAGACCUUCCCUGCCCUCCCAACGCACACCUCAUCUGGGUGGAUAGCAUCAAGCCGACCGAUACGGUACUAGAGCCAUGGUUGCCUCCCGAUGCAACCGAGUCAGCCAGAACGUCUCUCCAACAAUCCCGUGUCCACCUCGCGAGGAUCCAAAGCCAAUCCCUGACGAUCUCGGAACUGUCAGCGCUUGAGCAGGCCAUUGUCUUCAAGAAGUCUCAUCGAUCCCAACCUUCUCUCGCACCUUUUCCCCCACAAGACUCGGAAUCGGAGACCUUCUAUCGAGGCUUCGACCUUUCCAAUAUCCCUCGAGAACAUUGGAAGAGUGUCAAGGGGAAGAUUCGGGCAAGAUUGUCGAGGGGCGCCGCCGAUAUGCCAAUCGAUGUCAACAUGUCGGCGGGAAGAAAAAGGAGGAGGCGAUCAUCGCCAAGCGAUGGAGCAGUCGGCGACGUGGAGGCCAUACUGCACCUCGUGGACGAGCUUCGAGUCUUUGUCGAAGGAGUUCUCGUGGUGCUGAUAGAACGACGGCGCGACGACGCGAUCAUUUCCACAGAGGCCGUACAGCGGUCCGCGGACGAGGUAUUGCGUCGAUUUGGCGCCGACACAGACCAUAACAAUGGCCCUGGAGACGGAGCACAACAAUUGGCAUGGAACAAGGCCUAUCAAGAAGUUGAAGAGGAGAGGUCAUCCGUUGAGGUGGAGGAAGAUGAGGAAGAUGAGGAAGAGGGAGAGGGAGAAGAUGAUGAAGAUGAGCAGACGAGACUUCUCGAAGGUCUCGCCCCCUUGCAGCCAUCAGCUACGUCCAGCGUCGUUCAGCGUGCCUUUGAAUGGUCAGCGGACGGCUCUAGCCACGCAUACGAUCGACCUCUUCGAUCAGGUCGGGCCUCGUCAACACGAGGGAGGACAGCCGCGUUGGCCCGGGAGGCCAUUAGCGACGAGGUAGACAACAGGAAACUCGAGAGGCGAGAUUUAGCAGUCGAACGUCGGAUGUGGUCCCUCUUUGGCCUUCUCCCGACGAAGAACCCUUCUCCUUGA
This is a messenger RNA of Acaromyces ingoldii, 2382 nucleotides long. RefSeq lists its product as hypothetical. The record is from RefSeq and is a predicted model, not a curated record. Lineage: Eukaryota; Fungi; Basidiomycota; Exobasidiomycetes; Exobasidiales; Cryptobasidiaceae. Gene Ontology annotation, molecular function: RNA polymerase I general transcription initiation factor activity; rDNA binding. Gene Ontology annotation, cellular component: RNA polymerase I upstream activating factor complex. The transcript is spliced from 3 exons. Gene Ontology annotation, biological process: transcription initiation at RNA polymerase I promoter; nucleolar large rRNA transcription by RNA polymerase I. Bases 1 to 2382 code for a protein of 793 amino acids.